Molecule: messenger RNA, 10006 nt
Organism: Phycodurus eques (leafy seadragon)
Lineage: Eukaryota; Metazoa; Chordata; Actinopteri; Syngnathiformes; Syngnathidae
Gene: erbin
Product: erbb2 interacting protein
Exons: 28
Coding region: 4689-8756 (1355 amino acids)
Biological process (GO): neurotransmitter receptor transport postsynaptic membrane to endosome; neurotransmitter receptor transport, endosome to postsynaptic membrane
Cellular component (GO): postsynaptic density; adherens junction; postsynaptic membrane
Molecular function (GO): protein binding
Source: RefSeq, a predicted model, not a curated record
AUGCUUGUGGGCGGGAGUCAGCGCCGGUGCAAUCAGCGGGAAGGCAUCGAGACGGACGCGGGCUGACGCUGCACUGUUUGCGGGAGGAGGAGGCGCGACGAGUCGGCGUGGGGCUUCGGUGCUCGGUGAGCGAGGAGGGCAAGCGUGCAGACUUUUAACCUGACCCUGCUUUGCUACAUCGGCCCACGGAGAGAGAAGUCGCCCCACGCGUGGAGGAGACGAUGAGUGGAAACAUCUGGGCGAGGCAUACUUCUUCUUCACUGGACGACAAGCUUCCACUCGGCCGAGCCGCUUUUGUAUUUCCUCGCUGAAUAUCGUGUGGACAUUUUGGAUUCCCCCCCCCCCCCCCCCACACCUCUCCUCCUCCGACUUGAAACCAGUAUAUUUUUAGCCCCACUCCUGUCCAUUUUUUAAAAGCAUUCUUUUACGUCCAAGUGUGACUUUUAAUAACUUUAACACAUCUUUUUUUUUUUUUUUUUUUUUUUUUUUAAAUACCGAUAUGAACCCCCUCGGCUAGUUUGGAGUCGUACGUGGGGGGGGGGGGGCUAGCUGUUAGCGUCGUUAGCUCGAAACCAGUCAGUACCGUCGAGCGAUGCUGACUUCUUUAGCCGACUGAAUGCCCUCCUCUCGGCGUCAAAUUGGAGUGUAAUCGUGUGUGGACAUCACGGUGGACAUAGUGACGCCUGGAAGUCAUCAAGUUCUCCCUUUUGUUCCUUUUUAUAAUUCUUCGUUCAUCUUGUUCCAGUUUUUGUUCUUGUUCUUCGUAAAGAACAAAAUUUCUAUUUCUUCUUUUUAUAGUUCUUAUUCUUUCUUUCUCAUGUUCUUGUUGUUAUUGUUUGCAUUCUUUUUAUUCUUGUUUUUUCUUUUUCUCCGUCACAUUCAUGUGCGUUUUCAGUUUCUGACCAAUCCACUAAUAAGAUUAGCCAGUGUCAUUGAAUCCAUUUAAGAUUGGUGGAGAACGCGGGGCUAAUCUGCGACCUCAGUGUUUGGGAAUGUGUAGGAAAACUCCGCAGGAACACGGAAGACCUUCUGCUUCACUGGAGGCCCGCUGGAAGAGUUUUUGUUUGUUGUGACAGCGUGAAACCCUCCACCUUCGCACCCCCUCCUUGCAAGCAAACGCCGACUGGCGUCCGGCCACCGGGAUCCAAAAAGUUGACCCGCUUGAAUUAACCCCUGACCAAAGAGGGCGGACACGUGUUGCAUCUCCACUGGGGCGAAGAAGCCUCCAUCCAGCUGACGUCUGCUAUCCCAUAAUACUUGGACGUUGUCAACGGCAUAGCUUCAUUUUGGAUGUUUGAUUCCUUUUAACAGCGAUAGCGUUGAGUCUGCGUAGCACUGUGAAGGAUUAGUUGGCACUGCGGCCGCACAGCCAAGAGGUUCUGGGUUCCAAAUCUCCAUUGCAGCCUCUUUUGUUUAGUUUGAUUGAAGACUGAAGAGCAAGUCUUUGGUAUUUACAAAAAGUUCGGUUCAUCGAUGUUGACAGAAACAUACAUCAGGUUCUUUGAUGACUCUAACUGGUCUUUGAUGUUUACAAAAAUAUGUCCGUUAGGUUCAUUGACGAAGUCGUUGGUGUUGAGAAAAACUCAUACGUUAUGUUAAUUAAAUAUUCCGAAUGGUCUUUGUUUGUAAAAACCUGUAUGUUAGGUACGUUGAAACAAAUGGUCUUUGCUUAUAAAAUAACUCAACCGUUAGGUUAAUUGAGGAAUCUAAAUAGUUUUUGAUGUUUAUGGAAACAUGGACUCUAAAAGGUCUUUGGUAUCAGAAAUGUUAGCUAGGUUGAGGAUUCAAAAUGGUGUUUUAAUGUUUACAAAAACUCAUACAUUAGGUUCAUUGAGGACUAAAUGUUCUGAGGUUUAUCAAAACGUACCUUAGGUUUGUUGAGGACUCUUAAAUUGUCUUGGAUAUUUAUAGAAAUGUAUGUGAUGUUCACUGCGGAUUAAAUGGUCUUUGACGUUUACAAAAACUUGCAUGCAGUUUUUGAGGACUGUUUUUGUCUUGAAAUCUAUCGAAACGUGAGGUUGAUUCUUCAUUGAGGACUCUAAAACGGUCUUUAACAUUUACAAAAACGUACGUUAGGUUUGUUAGGGACUUUGCAUUGUCUUUUUUAAUAAUGUAAGUGAGGUUCAUUGACGACUACAUUGUCUUUUAUGUCUGCAAAAAACACGUAAAUAUUUUCUAAAGCAUGUAUGUUUUGGUUCAUUGAGGAAUCUAAAUUGUCUUAAGUUUUUUUUUUGGGAGACAUUGAUGACUGCAUGUUCUUUGAAGACUAAAUUGUUUUAGUAUACAACGCGUGCGUAAGGUUCGUAGUUGUGAUGAAACAGCACGAACAUAUCGUAUCAGAAUCAGCUUUGUAUCAGGAGUAAUAUGAAAAAAAUUAUCACAAUUAUCAGUAUUACAAUAUUAGUAAAACAAAUGUAAACCCCCCCCAAAAAAUGCAGAUACAUACUGAAAGUCUUUUGCAACAUGUUAUUUUGAAUACAAAGUCUGUACAUCAAACAUACUUCCUGUUUACAUCUUAAUAUGAGAAGAGAGCGAUGUCACGUGACUUCCUGUGAGACGAUAUGGAUUUUUAUUUUUUUAACCAUGUUUUUUUAGACCGGCGAAAGUCGAUAUCCUCGUCAAAGUGGAUUAUUUUACUAUUUAUGCUUAUUUUCAUCUAAGCUAUUCAUGGGAACCCUUACAGGCUUACUUCCCUGCCAGUGACAUGUUGAAAGAAGUUCGAGUGAGAAGUGAAAUCACAAAAAAGACAGAGCAUUAGCGCGCUGGCAUGUUUCGCUUCAUUGCUUCCUCCAGAGACUGUCGUCAUAUGGGGAAUAAAAAAGAGAAACAAACCAUUGAGUGUGACGAGGCAAUUAAAACGUAAUACAAAAUGCUAGACCAAAAAUAAUGGACAGACAACACACAAAUAUAAAAUAAACUGCAAAACAAUUGGAUACAUAAAAACUGCAGAAAUAUUAUAAAAUAAAAUAAAAACUACAUGAUUAAAAAGUAUUAGAAAAAUAUGAACGCAUUAGAAAGAAAAAAAAAACUAAACAUAAAAAUUACACAAGUACUAGCAGAUGCUACAAAAAUAUUUUUAAAAUAUUAAAACCAUCAAAUAAUUCAUACAAAAAUGUUUAUUAAUUCCAAAUAUUCAUACAAAGAAAAAUACAAACAUAUUACAUAAAAACCAUAAAUACUGUAGACAAAAACUACAAAAUUAUUAGAAGAAACAACAAAAUAUUAUUGAAGAAAUACAUAAAACAAAUGCAAAUAGAUGAAAAACACAUGGAUUAGAACUCUACAAAAAUAUUAGAUGAAACCCAAUUAUUAGAAUAAAUAAUAGAUUAAAACCUCACAAUAUUAGACAAAGUGCAAAAUAUUCGAAGAAACUACAGAAAUAUAAAAAAAAAACUUUCAAACAAUUACAUAAAAAUGAGAGGCAAUAUUUUAGAAAUAGGAAGACCUUUUGAAAAUAAAAAAAGAUUGGACAAAUUUACAGUAAAAUAUACAGAAGAAUAAAAACUAAAGAUGAACAAUACAAAAUAUUAGUUUGAGACUACCAAAAUAAGAAAAUAUAAAAUGUUCGAAAAGUAUACAAAAUAUUAGAUAAAAUAACCUAAAAGUAUUAAAGCUAUGCAAAUAUUAGAAAAAAAAUGACUAGAAAACAAAUGUAUUGCAAAAAUGAAAUGAAGGCUAUUGGGAAAAAAAAAAAAAUUUAGAUUGAAAAUGAAAAAAAACAUGAAAGAUUAUGACUAGCUAGUAGCUGCUCUUUGGGAUAUGCUAGAUUUAGUUGUGUCGGGGUAACAUUUAUUCUCAUAAAUUAUGGGUGAUUAUUUCUCUGUCCAUGUCGCCUGUCCGUACAAGCAGAAUGAUCAACAGCAGAUGAUCGGCAUUGAAUAAGUCAUCCAUCUGUGACAUUAGUUCUCCUGUGACCCAGUUAGAACAUCGCACUGGUCUCUGUUAUGUAAAAAAAAAAAAAAAAAAAUCUCAUCCAAGCAAAGUAAAAGUGUUACUUUUACUUUGCUUGGAUGUUAAAGUGUUACUUUUACUUUCAUGACAGGUUUAGUGACUUCAAAUUGACCUACAAGUGAACCCCACACGGACAGCAUUUGAAAAUCUUUGCAGUAUUUUUGUGUUCGUGGUGAAGAGGAAGUGGAGCAGAAGCUGACGAGUGUUUGUGGCUGAUUGGGGCGACGUGAUGAAUAAGCGAGAAUGUUUCUCGCUCGCCGGCUUCUUUUGUCUCGACCAAGGCUUUGCACUGUAGCGCCAUUGUGAGGCUACCUGCUAGCGGCCUCUUGUUUGCCCGCGUCAGCUGGCGAGCCGAGACGCAUCGGCCGUGUUUUUCCCAGCCAAACGCAGCGAUGUCAUUUGAGACGGUGUUUUAGCAAACACGCUUUGAAGAAAUAUGGCCAUCUCGUGAUGACAAAAAUCUCAGUACGUACCCUAAUUUUAAGGUUAAUGGUUUGGUUAAAGUUGGGUACAGUAAUGGAACAAAAUAUAUUUUUUUGUUAAAUCCGAUCUCUUUAUGUUGUCGUUCACAUUACCAAGAGCAAAUGCAACUUCAAACGUGGACGAAUGAGUCCGUGACGUCGCACGUACGCGCACAAAAGCCAGCGCCACAUUGCAUUAAUUAGUUGUUGCUGCUGGUUUUGUUACCGACCAACGCCCGCCCAGGCGCUUGAGUUCUAAAUGCGAAGUGCCUGAGGAUGUCGAAGCGCAGCUUCUUCGUUCGCCUGGUGCCAUGCCGCUGCUUGCGUGGCGAGGAGGAGGCGGUGACGUCUCUGGACUACUCUCACUGCAGCCUGGAGACAGUGCCCAAGGAGAUCUUCAGCUUUGAGAAGACGCUGCAGGAGCUCUUUCUCGAUGCCAACCAGAUUGAAGAGCUGCCCAAACAACUGUUCAACUGCCAGCUGCUCCAGCGACUGAGCAUGCCCGACAACGACGUCACCGUGUUGCCCCCCGGCGUCGCCAACCUCGUCAACCUCAGGGAGCUUGACGUCAGCAAAAACAGUAUUCAGGAGUUUCCCGAGAAUAUCAAGAACUGCAAAAUGCUCACUAUUGUGGAGGCCAGCGUCAAUCCCAUCUCAAAGCUGCCCGAUGGUUUCACCCAGCUCAUGAGCCUGAGCCAGCUCUACCUGAACGAUGCCUUCCUGGAGUUCCUUCCAGCGAGUUUUGGCAGGCUGACUAAGCUGCAGAUUCUGGAGCUGAGAGAGAACCAGCUGAAGAUGUUGCCAAAGAGCAUGCAGAAGCUCACGCAGCUGGAAAGGUUGGACCUGGGCAGCAACGAGUUCACUGAAGUGCCUGAGGUACUGGAGCAGUUGACCGGAAUCAAGGAGCUCUGGAUGGACGGAAACCGGCUGACGUUCUUGCCAGGGAUGCUGGGCACGCUCAAGCAGCUGCUCUACCUGGAUGUGUCCAAGAACAACCUGGAGAUGGUGGACGAGCAGAUCUGCGGCUGCGAAAGUCUGCAGGACUUGCUGCUCUCCAAUAACGCCCUCACCCAGCUACCAGGCUCCAUUGGCUCACUGAAGAAACUGACAGCUCUGAAGGUGGACGAGAACCAACUAAUGGAGCUUCCGGACUCCAUUGGAGGGCUCACCUCUCUAGACGAACUGGACUGCAGCUUCAACGAGAUCGAAGCCUUGCCAGCGUCCAUCGGUCAGUGCGCGGCCAUGCGCACCUUCGCCGCCGAUCACAACUUCCUCAGCCAGCUUCCCCCUGAGAUGGGCAACUGGAAAAACGCCACCGUGCUGUUCCUGCACUCCAACAAAAUGGAGUCACUGCCGGAGGAGAUGGGGGACAUGCACAAGCUGAAGGUCAUCAAUCUGAGCAACAACAAGUUGAAGAACCUCCCCUACAGUUUCACUAAGCUGAGCCAAAUGACGGCCAUGUGGUUGUCUGAAAAUCAGUCCAAACCCCUGAUCCCACUGCAGAAGGAAGAGGAUCCCGAGACCCAGAAAACCGUACUAACCAACUACAUGUUCCCGCAGCAGACCAGAACCGAGGACUACGUUCCCAACUCCGACUCUGAAAGCUUCAAUCCAGCCCUGUGGGAGGAACAGCGUAAGCACCGAGCUCAGGUGGCAUUCGAGUGCGACGAGGACAAGGACGAGAGGGAAACCCCCCCGAGGGAGGGCAACCUGAAGCGCUAUCCCACGCCGUAUCCCGACGAGCUGAAGAACAUGGUGAAGACGGCUCAGUCGGUGGCGCACCGGCUCAAGGAAGACGAGUCGAACGAAGAGUCGGGCAGAGACCCCAAAUCCCCCGCGGAGAGGAACCACAUUGGCGUGCAGGACGUGGGAGUCAAGGUGAUAGAAGCCCCACACCCUAAUGGCCUGGCGUCAGACUUAGGAGGCAACGCUUGCAACGCAACCUUCAACAUCCAAAACAUCCCAGAAGCAGUAUGUAGGGAAAUAGAGUCUGAGUCCUUCAGCUCCCAGCAAGUACCACUCAAAUCAUCAGAGAGUUCCACCAUAAACCAUGAGGACACGCUGGAGGACUCGGAGGAGCUUUCUGACGAAGAGGAGGAGAUGAAGAUUGCCGAGAUGCGGCCGCCUCUGAUCGAGAUUUCCAUCAACCAGCCCAAAGUGGUGACGCUGAGUAAGGACAAAAAAGACGACAGCAAGGAUGCGGACUCGUUGCUGGACGACACGGUAGCCAACAGCAACCAGAACAACAGCAACUGCUCGUCGCCAUCACGCAUGUCAGACUCUGUGUCGCUGACCACCGACAGCAGUCAAGACAACUCCCUAUGCACCCCCGAGAGGGAGGCCAAGAUGCCCUUCCUGCCCAAGAGCAGACACGAGGAUGAGAACAUGAACCCCUCCAAAGACACCGGCGGGCUGCUGCACAACGGCAACAGCUCGGAAACGUCACUCCAGGCGCUCCUGAGGGCCCAGCAGAGUGCCACGGGGGGUGACUAUGACCUGUCCAUGGAAGCACGACUAGCUUUCAUUGAGAAGGGACUGAACAACGGCCUGGGAGACAGUUACACCAAGUGGGACCAGAUCAACAUGAACGUGUCGCACCCGCCGACAGACAAUAUGGUGGAGCCUCAGAUUGGUUCAGUGGGACGGGGGGAAGUUGACGCCAAGCGGGGUUUUGACAACCACCAUUUCCAGAACGGAAACCAGCAGGUCAGCGACGGGUCCUCACCCAGCGGCGAGAUCUCUCGCAGCACUGAGGAGCUGUCCCCGGAGAGGAGGUGCCACCCCCUUCAGGUGAGCAAGUCUCAGAGUGUCAGCAACAUUGAAGCGGGCAGCAUGAAGCUGUACUCAUUUGACGGCGACGCCACGGCAGAGAGUAGGAUAGUGGGCGGCAGCUGCCCUACUCCAGCGUCCACGGCUCAGACCCAGAGUAUCGUGAGGAGCAAGUCUGCGUCCUUGCUCAACGACCAAAAUCUCCAAGUCUGUCCGAGCUCGGACCUGCUAUCUUCCUCCAAACCGCCUACCAGCACAAGCAGGUACCCAGCGCCCUCCAGUGGGGCCAUAGGCACCUCCCCUCCUCAGUACAACAUCCAGUACUCAAGCAAAGACGGCAUGUGGGCCCAGAGAACGCCCAUGCCCCCAGAACACCAAGGCUACCUCCCUCCUGCCGCCCAGUCACUCGCCAACAUCAACUACUCCAAUCGCAAUCAGGCUCCCCCAUAUCCACUGCAGCCCCAGCAAAGAGGGCCCCCCAUGGGAUCCAAACCUCCAGGGGACAUGUGGGCAAAGGACCGACUCCACUCUACCACCAACCAGCCCAGUGGAGGCGCGCUGCAGCGGCAGAGCAGCGCCACCUCCACCGCCUCAGUCGGCGAGCCUCGGCGCAUGCAACUGCCUGAGGGCGACUACCUGACCUACCGGGACAUUCACACCCUGGCCAGGGGCCCGCUAGCCAUGAGCCAGGCGGCGCAGCGGCCCAUCUCCACCCGCACGUACAGCAUCGACACAGCCGCUCAGGCCAGGCUGCCCAGCGUCCGGCCGCAGCCCCACGAACUCCCGGAGAGGACCAUGUCGGUCAGCGACUUCCACUACCCACAGGGCAGCCCCAGUAAGAGGCCUAAUGUUAGGGUCAAAUCGGAGCACUCGCUCCUGGACGGGCCGGGGCUGGUGUCGGGUGCGCCAGGAAGGGUGCCGGCCGACUGGAGGGACCAGGUGAUGCGGCACAUUGAGGCCAAGAAGAUGGAAAAGAACGCGCUGUCCCGCUCCUUUAAUUCCCAUAACGCUCCGCUCGGCUGCUCGCCGCACCGCUCCUGCUAUUACGGCAGCUGUAGGGACGUGUUCAGGCCCUACACCUCCUUCAGCGACGAUGUGUUUGGGCCACCGGGGCAGCAGAGCUACACCAUGGACUCCCGCAGAAAAGUGCCUCUAAUGAACGGUCAGGUGGUCUCGUCGGCUCGUCCUCACGUGAGUCAGACGUCCAUGGCCCGCCACGCCUCCAGAGAGCAGCUGAUCGAUUACUUGAUGCUCAAAGUCUCCCAGCAGGCCUCGGGGCCUAUGCGGCCGCCACACGAGAUCCAUGUGAAGGUAGAGAAAAAUCCGGAACUUGGUUUCAGUAUAUCCGGAGGAGUGGGAGGUCGCGGAAACCCAUUUCGUCCAGAUGACAAUGGGAUCUUUGUGACAAGGGUCCAGCCUGAGGGUCCAGCAUCCAAUAUUCUUCAGCCCGGUGAUAAAAUUAUCCAAGCGAACGGCUACAGCUUCGUGAACAUCGACCACGGGAACGCCGUUUCCCUUCUCAAGACGUUCCCCAGUACUGUGGAUCUGACAAUCGUGAGAGACGUGCAAGCGUAAAACGGCGACGGGGGGAAAGAACCGGGAGAUUUAUUUUUUUACACGAUUGCGGGGGAGGGGGAACGCCACUUUGAAUGUAAGCGUGUUGACGCGGUGAUCACAUGGGUCAUCACUGUGCUUUCUAAAAAAAAAAAUUUCUACGAAAAAUAAAAGCUCCCCUUUUGUGCGUGACCACUAAGGAGCAGGACACCCCUCAUUUUUGCCUUUUAUUUUUUUAUUUUUUUUUAUUUUUUAUUUUUUUUAAUAAAUAAGAAUUUUGGAGCAGUAGGACAGUGUUACAUGCUUGGAGUGUGAACAUGAAUGUGCGAGAAGUUCAGACGCUCGGCCUAACUGCUUUUAUUCCACAAUGUGGCCGUUGUUCCACACGACCAAAAGCAAGGAUGGCGGGGGAAAAAACAAGUCUCCUCGAGUAAGAGCGGGUCCACAUUUCAUCUUUUUCUUGCCAUUUUUUCCAAAGUUUCUUCACACAUUCAUUUGGGAGAGCACCACUCUUGCCUUUUUGUGCGCAUUCCUGUUGAUUUGACUCAUGGGGAGAGAAGCAAGUGCCAUAAGAAGACCUUGAACUGUUUCAAUGAGCAAUAUUCACACUUUGCAGCAAUAAAGCCUUUUUUUUUUUCCCCACAUUAGAUUUUUUUAAAUACCCCUUUUAGUAACACCACCGAUUAUUUUAUAUAUGGACAAGAGUUUUGUAAUGAAAUAGCACAUAAAAUCUAUAUAUUGUAUGUAUAGAAUAGUGUGAAGAGUCUGUGUUUUGUGGAUAUGUGUGUCACUUUUUAUCAAUUACAUGUUUGUUAACAUCAUAUGAGUUUUAAGUUGACAAUGGGCUGGCAAUUGAUGAAACGAUGAGCAUGUUCCACAUCUUGUGUUUGUUUGAAAUUGUGACGUUAAUAUUCAUGUCAAACUGUCGUCUUUUUGUAGACAAUCUUGGGAAAUUAGUGGUGGUCGUCCAUGUGGAUCUGUUUGGAAUGCUCACGUCUUAUUUAUUUUUAGCAGGCCAAACCUGUGUUAUAUUUUUUAGACAUUACUAAUCAAAAAGUGUAAAUAUAUACGCACACAGCAUUUUUUUUAAAAUUGUACAACCAGCAAUAACAAGUUCCAAUGCAGAAAGAGACAGCAUCUGUGUUCACAUGUAGCGAGUGUAUUUCUAUGUCUUGACCACAGACGUGCAUCCACGCGACAUUCCAGAUUUUGUACAUAACUAACCAUUUCUGGCGUAAAACCUGUGGAAAAUAAACCAAUGCCAUUUCACA